Cicer arietinum (chickpea) is the source of this 1005-nucleotide messenger RNA. It is a transcript of the gene NAC23, whose product is annotated as NAC domain-containing protein. Gene Ontology annotation, molecular function: DNA binding. The record is from RefSeq and is a predicted model, not a curated record. Gene Ontology annotation, biological process: regulation of DNA-templated transcription. NCBI's taxonomy places the organism in Eukaryota, Viridiplantae, Streptophyta, Magnoliopsida, Fabales, Fabaceae.
UGUCUUUGUGUCUUAAAUUCUCUCUCUCUCUCUAAAUCUUCUCCCUGUUUCUCUCUCUCACGUUCAAUACAUUGAAGACACUGCAUGUCUUCUACCUAUAAAUUGAAGUCCUAAGAAGAUGCCUUGGCUCAUCAGAUUCAUCACAAAGAACAUUUUUUUAACAUAGAGUUAAGUCUUUUGGUUGACAUUGAUGGCUUUGGACUUCUUAGCUGAGUUCGACCAACCAGAUUGUCGUAGGUUACCUGUUGGAUACAGGUUUGAUCCAACUGAUGAUGUUCUUGUGUGUUUUUACCUCAAGAAAAAGGUCUAUAAUUUAACUCUUCCAUAUCAUGCCAUUCUUGACUUUGAUGUGUUUCAGACUGAGCCAUGGUUGCUGCCAGGAGAUUUGAAUGCUUUCAAGGACAGGAGGUACUAUUUCUUUGACAUAAGGCAACGUGAAUUUGACAACAUGGAUAUAAGACCUGCUGGAAAUGGUGAAUGGAGAACCAUUGAAAAAAACAUGGAACUUGAUCUCCCUAGUCAAUUCUUUGUUGGUAAGAAGAACACCCUUGUUUUCUGGUGGAAAAAACAGGGUAACCAACACAUCAUGACAAGAUGGAUGAUGCAUGAGUUUCGUCUCACCACAGUAAUUCAACCAACUAAGAUAUCAGCUGUUGGUGCAUAUCGCAUAUUUAAGAGGAAGUUGGAAAAACCUUUGAGGAAUAACAUCAUCAGACCAGUUGUGAUUGAUUUCACAAUGGAAGAUGCAACUGCCUGUCCCCCUCCACCUCCAAUGUCUCCUUGAACAAUCUUUUUAUUCAAGGCUUUGCAUUCAGUUCUAAAGAUUAAUAGUUGCCAUUGAUCAGUGUUUUAUUUUUUAUUUUUAGUUUUUAAGGAAUUUAAUUAUAAUAUGGACUAGACCAUCUUUUAUUUUAUUGCAUGUGUUUUUGGUUUUUCAGAAAAUUAAUGAGUUUUGUAUUUGGACUCAUGAAUAUGAAUAAACAACUAUUUAAUAUUUUGACGGUA